AGCACCCGGAAACAUUUUUUUCCCCUUGUCUUUAGAUCAUCUUCAAGUAAUAACCUCUUUCUGUCUGUCAGAGUAAAUAAAUAAGAAAUUACAGUAGUUUAUUUAUUUAUAGCUAUGCCCACGUCUCCAGUAAAAACGCGGAUUCCUCUCACAAGCUUCGGACAUCUUGUGACAGAAGUGAAGAGACAGCUGUUCGGGAUCGAGCCUCCUACGUCGCUGGAACUCACUGGCUGGAGGAAAUACUUCAACAGCUACACAGCGCUGGGACGACGGAAUUGCGUCUUGGCCACGUACGGCAUCCUGGUCGCCACGGCAACGGUGUACGUGAUGCAUAGGCGAAACAGUCAAGAGAAGAAGACACAGCCCGCAGUCUGAUGAAAGAAGAUGUGCCGGCAUGAAGAAGACAUUGACACUAAACAUGGACAUACACGCAAUAGAAUAAUCUUAAUAAAUCUGAAUUUUUUUCCUGAACUUUUUUGCUCGUAUUUGCAUAGGUUGGUCACGUAUUUGGCUGCAGUAAAUAUUCUCACCACCAGAUGUCUGUAUUUGUUUCAUAAAGAAGCUGCUUAGAUGA
Boleophthalmus pectinirostris (great blue-spotted mudskipper) is the source of this 574-nucleotide messenger RNA. RefSeq names its product ATP synthase membrane subunit K, mitochondrial-like. The transcript has 3 exons. The record is from RefSeq and is a predicted model, not a curated record. NCBI's taxonomy places the organism in Eukaryota, Metazoa, Chordata, Actinopteri, Gobiiformes, Gobiidae. The coding region runs from base 115 to 375 and encodes 86 amino acids.